This is a messenger RNA of Didymodactylos carnosus, 1194 nucleotides long. The record is from the annotation of a GenBank genome assembly. Lineage: Eukaryota; Metazoa; Rotifera; Eurotatoria; Philodinida; Philodinidae.
AUGUCACUAUCUCGUAACAAUAAAAAUAUUAUAAAACAAAUUGAAACUUCAACUGAUUCAACAUGUUUGCAUGUAGCAUGUUAUUAUGGACAUCGAGAUAUGAUAGAGAUUCUAUUAGACUAUGAUGCUUUACGUUCUAUAAGAAAUUUAAGGUAUAACUUUACAUCUUAUGAAGAGACUCAUGCUGAUAAUAUAAAAGAACUAUUUAGACGUCGAUUUCGUCGAGUUAUCAAUUUGUACAAAACCUAUGACAAUCAUACUUUAGUAUCAAAACUAAUUGCUGAAUUUAUUCAUUACUAUUUAAAUGAAUAUCUGUUGAAUCUUAGUAAUGCCACUGGUAAUCCGGAAGAUCGAGUUACUCCUGAACAAAUUAAAACUCUUGAAGCAUAUUUUAAAGGAGUCGUAGAAGAAAAACAUUUUCUGACAUAUUUUAUUAAAGCAUAUACAUUAACAAAUGGUUUUCACAAAGUAUUAAAUAAACAUUUGGCUUUGUAUAUCCUAGAUUAUUUCGAUGAAUCGAAAAUUUUUCUCUCAACAUAUCGUCUUGUGAAUUGUCUUGCUCAUAUUGUUACACUUUUAAUUUAUCAUUCAAAUUUGUUUCAAUAUGAAUAUCGAGGUUUAUGUUAUCGUGGUAUGCGAGUAACACAAUAUGAUUUAAAUCAAUACAAAUUAAAUCAACAUAUGGCAACAAUCGAAAUGAGAUAUACUCUCAACGGUAAUUGUACAUUACAAUAUUCAUGUCUUUGUCAAUAUUCAAUAACACAACACGCAACAGCUAUUGACAUUCAAACAUUAUCCAUGACACCGGAUGAAAAAGAAAUUUUAAUUCUUCCAUUUACGGUUUUUAAAGUAGUAGCAAUUAAGCGAAAUGAUCUCUAUAAUCCCACAGCACUAAUUUCAAUUGAAAUCGAAUUAGAAGAAUGUAAAGAUCCUAAUGACAAUCUUAACCAAUUAAAAAAUAUGAAAAAAACUAAACAACGAUCAGAAUCAACCAUGAUAUAUUCAACACCACCAUCAACAACACCAAACUCACGCUCACCAUUACCAAGUAUCACACGAACAACAUCCACAUCAACACCCACACUAACAACAAUUACAGUAGCAACCACCACAUCACCGACAACAUCAACAACUACGUCACCAGUAACAACAGCAUCAAUCGAAUAUUCAUUUGAUAGCGAUCAAAUAGCAUAG